Messenger RNA from Eriocheir sinensis (Chinese mitten crab), 4364 nucleotides. It is a transcript of the gene Atu, whose product is annotated as another transcription unit protein-like. Gene Ontology annotation, biological process: transcription elongation by RNA polymerase II; positive regulation of transcription elongation by RNA polymerase II. Gene Ontology annotation, cellular component: nucleus; Cdc73/Paf1 complex. The record is from RefSeq and is a predicted model, not a curated record. The transcript has 11 exons. Bases 61 to 2895 code for a protein of 944 amino acids. Gene Ontology annotation, molecular function: RNA polymerase II C-terminal domain phosphoserine binding. Lineage: Eukaryota; Metazoa; Arthropoda; Malacostraca; Decapoda; Varunidae.
CCAAAGUAACGUAUUGAGGCAAGAGUCAUCGCGCAUCUGGGAACACGGCCGUAAACAAACAUGGCGGUGGGGGAAGCCGAGGACCAGGCCGGGCGGAGGCAAGGCGACAACGUGCGCGAGGCCAGCCCCGACAUGGACUCUGACAGCAGUUCAGGCUCAAGCAGCAGCAGCAGCAGCAGCAGUAGGGCCAGCAGCAGGGCUGGUAGCAGGUCUCCAUCAGGCCAGCGCUCACCCUCCCCAGCUGGCAGCCAUGGCGGCCGUUCUCCAGUGCACAGUCGGGGCAGCGGCUCACCCCCGGGGAGCCCCCAGAGCCGGGGCAGCAUGAGCCCCCAGCCCGGCGGAGGCUCUCCACAGGGCCAGCCCUACAGCCCGGGCAGCAGGAGCAGGAGUGGCUCCAGGGGCAGCAGGAGCCCCAGCAGGUCCAUCACGCCAGAGGGCAGCAGGACAGGCACGGGCACUCCCCUCAGAAGCAGGUCCCCCUCCCCUGGCUACCAGGCCAGUAGCAUGACCCCUGGUGGCAGGGAGGGCAGCAGGUCACCCAUGAGGGAGGGAAGCAGGUCGCCCAUGAGGGAGGGUAGCAGGUCGCCCAUGAGGGAGGGUAGCAGGUCACCCAUGAGGGAGGGAAGCAGGUCACCCAUGAGGGAAGGAAGCAGGUCGCCCAUGAGGGAGGGCAGCAGGUCACCCAUGAGAGGGGGCAGCAGGUCUCCCAUGAGGGAGGGAAGCAGGUCACCGGCCAGGGAGGUCAGCAGGUCACCAGUCAGGGAGCAGAGCCGCUCCCCUGCCAGGUCACGCAGCGGCAGCAGGUCGCCACCACGCUCCCGCUCACCCAGCAGGUCACCCGUCAGGUCAAGGACCCACAGCAGGUCUCCAGCCAGGUCAAGAAGUGGCAGCAGGUCACCAGUCAGGUCCAGGACUGGGAGUAGGUCACCUGUACGGUCAAGGACCGGCAGCAGGUCACCCGUCAGGUCGAGAACUGGCAGCAGAUCGCCUAUGCGUUCAAGGACAGGAAGCAGGUCGCCAAUCGGGUCAAAGACUGGCAGCCCCUCACCACCUAGGUCACGAGCCGCCAGCAGGUCACCGGCCAGGUCCAGGACAGGCAGCAGGUCACCCGUGCGGUCGAGGGGCAGCAGGAGCCCCACCAAGUCCCGAAGCGGCAGCAGGUCGCCCAGCAGGAAGUCCCCGGCGGGCAGCAGGAAGUCUGGGUCACGCUCACGCUCAAGGUCACCGGCAGGCAGCGACGCCGAGGCCAAGAAAGACAUGGUGAACGGGGAGGACAGAAAGGCCUUAACAGAUGAUGACAGCGAUGUAGAGAUUGGCAGGAAGCGUAACCGUGCCGUGAUGAGCGACGACUCAGACGACGAGCCGCGGAAGAGGGCCAAGUCAGACGACGAUGACGAGGACAUGAACGUCGGGGCGGCAGACCUCUUCGGAGAUGCAGACGACAUCAGUGAGGAUGAGGAUGAGGCGGCCAAGGCUAAGGAGCGGAGGUCAAGAUCACGCUCCAGGUCAAGGUCACCGAGGUCCAGAUCAAGGUCGCCAAGGUCCAGAUCAAGGUCACCCAGGUCACGUUCAAGGUCACGAUCACGCUCUGGGUCACCCAAGCCAACGCAGGAGGAGGAGGACAAGGAGGACGAGGGGCCACCGCAGGAGACCCGCAUCGAGGCCGAGAUCCCCAAGAUUAACACAGACUUGGGCCGGGACAUCCACUUCAUCAAGCUGCCGAACUUCCUCUCCAUUGAGACGCGACCCUUCGAUGCCGAGAACUAUGAGGACGAGAUUGACGACGAGGAGACGCUUGACGAGGAGGGCAGGGCAAGACUCAAGCUGAAGGUGGAGAACACAAUGCGGUGGAGGACGGUGUUUGACAAGGAGGGCGACGCGGUGAAGGAGAGCAACGCCAAGCUGGUCAGGUGGUCGGACGGAACCUUCUCCCUCCACCUCGGCUCGGAGAUAUUCGACGUGUACCAACAGCCCCUACAGGGCGACCACAACCAUCUGUUCAUCCGCCAAGGCACGGGUCUGCAGGGCCAGGCAGUGUUCCGCACCAAGCUCACCUUCCGCCCACACUCCACCGACUCCUCCACCCAUCGCAAAAUGACCCUUUCCCUCGCCGACCGCUCGCAGAAGACCAGCGCUGUGAAGGUGCUGUCCAAUGUGACCCGAGACCCGGAGAGCAGCAGGGCGGAGAGCAUCAGGAGGGACGAGGACCGGCUGAAGGCGUGCAUGAGGCGAGAGAGCAAGCAGCGGCGGGUGAAGGAGAAGGCAUCCAGCCGGGGGCUCUCCGCCGGCUACCUGGAGCCCGAUAACUAUGAUGAUGAUGAGGAGGGCGGCAUCUCCAUCGCAGCCAUCAAGAAUAAGUUCAAGAAGCAGAAGAAUGAACGUGCUCCAAUCUACUCAUCGGACGAAGAAUCUGACAUUGAGACAGACAAGGCCAAGCGACUGGAGCGUGCCAAGAACAACAUCAAGGACUCCGAGGAAGAGGACACGGGGAGCGGCACCGAGACUGAGGAGGACGAGGAGGAGGAGGAGGACGAGGACGAGGAGAGUGGGAGCGAGGGGCGGAAGAGCAGGAGCAAGAGUAGGAGCAAGAGCAGGAGCAAGAGUAGGAGCAAAAGCAGGAGUAAGAGCAGGAGCAAGAGUAGGAGUAAAAGCAGGAGUAGGAGUAGGAGCAAGAGUGGUAGUCGCAGUCGCAGCAGGAGUGCCAGCAGGAGCAGGAGCCGUAGCAAGAGUGGCAGCAGGAGCCGGAGUAGCAGUAAGAGUGCCAGUAGGAGUAGAAGCAGGAGCAGGAGCAGGAGUGGCAGCAGGAGUGGUGGUGGUGGUGGUGGUGGUGGGAGUGGGAGUGAAAGUGAGGGAGGAGGAGGAGGAAAGUCUGGCUCUGGUUCUGAUAGUGAGUGAGAAAGGGAGUGAGGAAUAUGAGUAAAGUAAGGAGGGUGAGGGAGGGAGUAACAUGAGUGAUAGUGAGUGAAAAAGUAGAGACCGAUGAGGAAUGAGAAUGGUGAGUGUAGUGAGGGAGUAAGGAAGAUGAGGGAGGGAGAAACAUGAGUGAUAGUGAGUAUGGAAGCAGAUGAGAAAUGAGGAAGGGAAGUGAGUGAGAAAUGAGUAAUGGUGUGAAAGGUGAUGCAGGAAAUGAGAAAUGAGGAAGGGAAGUGAGUGAUGGUGUGAAAGGUGACGCAGGAAAUGAGAAAUGUGAAAAUGAAAAUAAAAAGUGUGUAGAAUAAUUGUGUUUGAGUAACUGUAAUAUAAAUAUGGAACAAGAAAUUGGAGAAACGAGGACAUUUGAAAACGUGUGAAGGCAAGGAAAGUGAGGCAGGAAAUUAGAUUCUUAUAAAUGAGUACGAUGAGGUUGGAAUAUGAGUGUGAUGAUGAGAAAGCUAAAUGAAUGAGAAGGAGGAAGUAGAAAAAGUGAGAGAGGACUGGAAUAUAUACAACCCCAGUGAUGAAGAGGAGGAGGAGAAUAAAUAAAAUAUGUAAAAAAAAGUAUAUAGUGUGAAUGAUGAUAAUGUUAAGAAAAAUAAAUAUGUAAGAAAAUAUAGUAUGAAUGAGGGCAGACUUGAGGAAAAUAUAACAGUGAAGAAAAAGAAAGAAAAACAUGAUCAGGUGAAAAAUAAGACUUGGCAAGGACACAUGAGGAUACAAGAUGAGAUACACUAAGAGAGAGAGAGAGAGAGAGAGAGAGAGAGAGAGAUGGCAGGAAGAAAGGAAAAAGAGGAAAGAGAAAAAGAAAAGAUGGAAAAAAAUAAAUGCAGUGAAAGAAACUCAGCAUACAUAAAAUAAAGUUGAUGCAAGAAAAGAAAAAGUUAAUAUAAGCGAAAAAAAUAUGAGAAAAUUAAAAAAAGACGAUAAUGGUAGAAAAUUAAGCAUAAGAAAAUAAAGUUAAUGGAAGAAAAGAAUAAAAAAGUGAUGAUAAUUGUAGAGAAAGUGAUGAAAAUGAAAGAAAGAAAAAAUGGAAGUAGAGGAAAAGUGAUGAAGGUGAAAGAAAAUAUGGAAGUCGAGAAAAGUGAUGAUAAUUGCCGAGAAAUUGAUGAUAAUUGCAGGAAAAGUGAUGAAAGUGAAAAAGAAUUAAUGGGAGUGAAGAAAAAGUGAUGAUAAUUGCAGAGAAAGUGAUGAAAGUGAAAGUAGAAUUAAGUAGGAAAUUCUAAGGGGAUAGAUUAUACAUAUUUUUGUCUUCUCUCCCAUCUCCCUACUGUUUGUUUUUUUUCCCUUGAAGUUUUUAGAUCAUAAUUAAAUAGUGCUGAAUUUGUAUAAAACUCAUAUGACACUACAGUUAAUUUCUCAUAUUUGCUGUAUUAAAUAAUUGUAGGGUCAUUGUUUUGUAUGAUCUGCCUGUAUUUAGUGACCUGCAGAAUAAAACAAUGUAUUUUUAA